UUGCAUAGUUCCACGCUGUCCUUUAUAUGGUUUGCGUGCCAAUUUGUUUGGGCGCUCCUAAUACGUGUAAUACGGUAUGUCGUUCACCUAUCCCGACGCCGUUUCGGCUUCCGUAUCCACCACAACCAAUCGAAGGCGCGUUUCUUCAGCCGGCGGUCGGCGAUGUCUUCCGUGAGACGGCGGCAGGUCGAUGUAAACAAACGGCUCCAAGAAUUCGCGAGCUAAAAAAAAAAGACACAAAUAAAAUAAAACAGCUUCGAUAUAGAGAAACUAAGAAAGAAAAACGGCAGCUCCCGCUGAUAGGACGACCGCACCCCCGUUACACAAAUACCUUAUCCAAGGCAGGAGUUGGACAGAAGUCGUCUCUGUUUUCUCGCCGUUGUUUUUUUUACUUUAAAUUGUUUAUUUUUUCUUUUUAAAUCCCUCCGGUUUAAUAUGCUACAAUGUUCAAGAAUGUGUUCGCUUCCGGCUUCCUGGUGCGCACGGCGCAUACGGUGCUCACCUGGUCAGUCGCCCUGGUUCUCUUCUUGCACGACACAGAUUUGCGGAAACAGGAAGAGAACGGCGAGCUGCUGCAGCCUGUGCUCUUCGUCCUGCUGGUGCUCGCCUCUGUCUUGCUGUAUUUUGCAGUGUCCUUGAUGGAUCCUGGGUUCAUCCUCUCCGAUAACGAAAUGAAGUUUACAUGUGGGUUGAGUGAAGAGCAGCAGGAAAUGAUCCCUCAGACGUCAAAGGCGCUGAAACAGCGACGCUGUGGCUACUGCCUACUGCAGCAGCCAAUGAGAGCCAAGCACUGCCAGACCUGCAAGCGCUGCGUGCGACGUUAUGACCACCACUGUCCCUGGAUAGAGAACUGCGUGGGGGAGCGGAACCACCGGUGGUUCAUUCUCUACCUGUGGGUCCAACUGGGCGCCCUGCUUUGGGGUUUUCACUUUGCCUGGUCUGGAUUCAGCUAUGCUCCGACUUGGAAGAGCUGGCUACAACAAAAUGGCUUCCUGUUGGCAGCUUUCUGCCUAGUGGCCGUGUUCUCCGUUGUGGUGAUUCUCCUGUUGGGCUGCCAUCUCUACCUGGUCUCCUGCAACACCACCACCUGGGAGUUCAUGUCUCGCCACCGCAUUUCCUACCUGAAGCACUGUGGGACCGACGAGAACCCAUUUGACCAAGGAACCAUUCGCAACCUGUGGAGCUUCUUCUGUGUUUGCCAUACGGUUGUUUGGGAGAAGGUCUACUUCCGAGAAGGCAGUGACCCAGUUUAGGUUAACUUUCAUCUUCUCUAUCACACUUUCCAAUCCAAUAAGUAGACUAAGAACUCAUUUUUGGGUUGUGUGGAAGCAGACUCUUGGCCUAUUAACCUACUGUAUUAGUUUAUUAACAAAAUUUGUCAAUCUUCUGAUUUUGUUCAACUCACAUGACUAAAAUCCUGUCAUCCAGAUGCAUGUGGGCAGCACUAUGAACAAAGAGAAGAAGUCGGAAGUAUUAACUACUAUAUAGAAACAAAGUGUUAAAUGGCAACUUGCAUAUGAGUAGUGUGUGGCACUCUGUAACGGACAGAGUCCUCCUGUAAUGUGCGAUAUCUGUGCUGUGGGUGGGUGUUUGUGUAAAGCUGCCAUUGUCUUCGUAAUCCAGAACCAAUUGUGGCCCCUUGUGUUGAACCAUUAGAGUCACCGCAGGAGGGGCAUGCGGCCCCAACUGUCAAGUCCCUUCACACUGACACAAGUGACAGAAGCGCAUCCCAAGUUCAUGUUCUGUUUAAGCUCUUAACUGAGAACAAGCACUGAGCAGCAGCAAUAAUUGAAGCCGUUAUGCCAGUGGGUCGUUGGCUUUUAUUUAUUAACGAUCACGCCUCGGGGACCGUGUUUCUGUUGAAAAUGACAUGAGGUUAUGAUAAUAGUUAUUGGAGGAAAAUACCGUAGAACUGGCCUUCUACUUGUGCACAAGACACUGUUUUGGUAAGGCGACUGUUUACUCUAUGCAUUUUAUAUGAAGACAGUAACUUUUUACAAAUUAUUUGUGAGAUUAGAAUAUGUCAGUUUGUGAUCUUAAAAAUUUGUAAUAUUUUUAAAAAUAAACCUUGUCCAGUCGUG
This is a messenger RNA of Erpetoichthys calabaricus (reedfish), 2081 nucleotides long. RefSeq names its product zinc finger DHHC-type palmitoyltransferase 12b (gene zdhhc12b). Gene Ontology annotation, biological process: peptidyl-L-cysteine S-palmitoylation; protein targeting to membrane. The transcript is spliced from 5 exons. Gene Ontology annotation, molecular function: protein-cysteine S-palmitoyltransferase activity. Gene Ontology annotation, cellular component: endoplasmic reticulum; Golgi apparatus. Lineage: Eukaryota; Metazoa; Chordata; Cladistia; Polypteriformes; Polypteridae. The record is from RefSeq and is a predicted model, not a curated record. The coding region runs from base 444 to 1253 and encodes 269 amino acids.